CACCAAAGAGUCGACUGGUGUACGGGCGAAGUCCAGUUCGCUGUGCAGACGAAGGGGAAAAAGAACACUGUACAAUACAUUGAAAAUCCUUCAGGAUAUUGUAACAAUUAGAAAAAAAAUACAAGCGCUCAAGCAAACACAUCUUCUCAAAGGACUGAAGCAAUUGGAUAAACUUUCUAAGCUCCAAGUGUAAAGAGACCGUGAAAGGAGUGUUCUCUAUCCACCCCCCAAAAACAACACGACCUGAGCGCCUUAACCUCUCGUUACAACUCCUCUGGCUGUCUGCGUGUUGCCGAGCGCUCACCGGGCAGGACACAGGGAGACGCUGUGUACAGCGCCAUGGUAACCCACAGCAAGUUUGACUCCGUCAUGAGCUGCAGCCCCUUCGACGCCACCAUGCGGCUGCCUCACCGUUACAAAACCUUCAGCUCCAAGGUGCAGUACCAGCUCGUCCUCACCACUGUCCACAAGCUCCAGGAGAGCGGCUUCUACUGGGGCUCCAUCAGCGGCAAGGAAGCCAACGCCAUGCUGGCCGCUGAGUCGGUCGGGACCUUCCUCAUCCGCGACAGCUCCGACAACCGCCACUUUUUCACGCUCAGCGUCAAGACGGCUUCGGGCACCAAGAACCUGCGCAUCCAGUGCGACGCCGGUUGCUUCUUUCUCCAGACGGACCCCAAAAACCUGCAGGCCGUGCCCCGAUUCGACUGCGUGCUCAAGCUGGUGCACCACUACAUGCCGCCCACCAAAGGGGCUUCGUCGGGGAACACGAGAGGGGGGAACGCCUCCUACUACAUCGACUCCGGCGGUGAGAAGAUCCCCCUCGAGCUCCUCAAGCCUUUCUCGUCCAGCCUGUCCACCUUGCAGCACCUGUGCAGGAAGACGGUCAAUGGCCACCUCGAUAUGUCUGGCAAACGGGACCAGCUCCCCCACCCGCUCAAAGAGUUCCUGCAGGAGUACGAUGCGCCCAUCUAGGGCUCUCGGCUGAUGUGAUGUCCCCAAUGGGCAUGGGACUUAUAAAAGGUGUUAUGAAGGGACUGGGUAUAGACUGUAUUGCAGUGUGCCCUAUUGAAAAGAGAGAAAUGUGACUGCGUCUAAAAGAGACAGUUCUCCCAUUAUAGGUGAGCUACUAUAGACAAUGAGGCAGAGGGGAAGCCGGCCGUUAGAGUACGAGAGAGGAACGAGAAGGGGUUUGGUGUUGGCGCCCAGGAGUGAUGUCAUAUUACCACGAGGAGUCGAGCUGUACCGGCCCGCAAUCAGCCAGCCAGUCACAUUCAUUUGCCUGCCAGCCAAAAGCGGUCGGCAUUUUCAUCAGACUUUCCAGUCUCUCAUCCAUGACUGUAGAAAGAGAGACAGAGAGGGAAGAACGACUCGUCCACUGAGAUUGUGAACAGGUGUGCUGCUAUUGGAUCAGACAAUGUGUCAUAUCGGGCCCGAACGAUUGGAUCAAAGGACUACUACUCAUCCUCAACCUCACUGUAUGACUUACAACUUCCCCCAGAGGUCCGUUUUCUCUAGUCUAUGAAGGCCCUGGAGCCAACAUGCUGACCACCUUCACUCCUUCGAUGACGCACAGAUUCCCACUGCUGCUAUCCAUGAGUCUGGCCAUGGCGUGGCACCGGCUGAGACACACACAAGCCUAUGAUAAUCAUUCAUUUAUUACAGCAGAACUGGCUGUAAUAACUGGCUUUAGCUGCCUGUUGAAUAUUAGUCAUGAACAUUAUGCCAGUGCCUGGAAGUAUUAAACACGUCGGUCAGAAGCGCCAAGCCUUUUCCUCUCCUCUGGGAAAACUCUGAUCCUCCGCCUCUGCCUUGCCAGGAAACUGCCUAGCAAACAGGAAUUAUAACCCUGUGUUCCAAUUUUGACGUUCGGCGUCACUACCACCAACGCCACAGUUUGAGUCAAUGUUUGUGUCUUUGUUUGAGGAAAAAAAGGUCAGAACUGUGAACCAAAUAUUGCCCAAAGUUACCGAGUGUAAACGACAAAUCUGAAAGAAUGGAGAAAAAUGUAUUUUGAGAUGUGAAGUGUUGAUUACAUUGUUGGGAAAAUAAAUGUGUGUAAUGAUUUAGUCAGUGGCACGGGUUUUCCAUAUGAACAAGCCAAACCUGCCCUGAUGUCUCCAAUAGCUUGUUGAUAGAACAACAGAUGUACCACAAAUACAAAUGAAAAGUUGCUUUUAUGCUUGAGGAAGAAGCAUCACUCACACAGAGACAAUGGUUUUUGAGAAUGGGUUAGUCCUUAGUCCUCACUGGAUAGGGAAUAUACCUAGAUGAAUGUGGUGGUAUUUGUGACACAGGUUGUAGACCAGAUAUCGCUUGCUAUUGCUAUUGAAUGUAUUGUAUUAGAAUUAUCAAAGGUUAAUCCUAUUCUAUCAUUUUUGUUAAAGCAAGACAAUGUUUACAUUAGUGACAAAGAAAAUUGCAAACAUGUUUUUUUUCUUAUCUUUUAUAAAGAUAUUCAUAAUUGUCUGGCCAUCUGACUGGCUGUAGUAGAAGCUUGACAGUGUUUUGAAGAAAAAUACGAUUGCAGAAGCAAGAAGACCAGAAAAAAAAAACUUUGCACAUAUUUAUAUUUAUAAGACAUUUCAAUAAUUUAUAAUAAAAGCACUAUUUUUCUAUGAA
Molecule: messenger RNA, 2619 nt
Organism: Esox lucius (northern pike)
Lineage: Eukaryota; Metazoa; Chordata; Actinopteri; Esociformes; Esocidae
Gene: socs3a
Product: suppressor of cytokine signaling 3a
Exons: 2
Coding region: 340-972 (210 amino acids)
Biological process (GO): phosphatidylinositol phosphate biosynthetic process; intracellular signal transduction
Cellular component (GO): phosphatidylinositol 3-kinase complex
Molecular function (GO): 1-phosphatidylinositol-3-kinase regulator activity
Source: RefSeq, a predicted model, not a curated record